Staurois parvus is the source of this 249-nucleotide messenger RNA. NCBI's taxonomy places the organism in Eukaryota, Metazoa, Chordata, Amphibia, Anura, Ranidae. The record is from the annotation of a GenBank genome assembly.
AACAGGGGCGGACUGACCAUUUGGAAACUCGGGCACUGCCCGAGGGCCCAGGGUCAGUAGGGGGCCCCAUGAGAUGCCCCUGGUACCUUUUUUCAUAGGGUUUUUUGAGGCAAGGACACAGGGGCCCCAUGAUCCCCUAUUGCCCGGGGGCCCCAUGAGUUGUCAGUCCACCCCUGAUCAGGAAAUUAUAUUUCUGGGCUAGUUCUAUACCAUACCGUGUACAAGAUGCCAGUCCAAAUUAACCACUUG